AUGCCGCCCCGAACAAGAGCGGGGGUUCAAAGCCAAAAACAGAAGGAGAAGCUUGCGAACUCCUACAAUGAACUACUCGAAGAGUUCUCCUCCAAGGAUCUUCGAAGUGUAGGGAAUUAUACAUUGGGGAGGCUUAUUGGCAAGGGAUCCUUCGGCAAGGUCUACCUCGCGUCGCACAAGCUCACCAAUGGCUCGAAGGUGGUGCUGAAAUCGUCAAGCAAAGAAGACAACAAUCUCGCACGUGAGAUACAUCACCAUCGCCAAUUCCUUCAUCCUCAUAUCGCACGACUAUACGAAGUGGUGGUAACAGAGAACCUGGUUUGGCUGGUGUUAGAGUAUUGUCCCGGCGACGAACUCUACAAUUACCUUCUCCGACAUGGCCCACUACCGGUGGAGAAAGUGAAGCGGAUAUUUACUCAAUUGGUGGGAGCAGUUGCUUACGUCCACAGUAAAUACUGUGUUCAUCGUGACUUGAAAUUGGAGAACAUCUUGCUCGACAAAAACGAGAACGUGAAAUUAUGUGAUUUUGGUUUCACGCGCGAAUAUGAGGGGAAGGCUAGCUACCUUCAGACAUUCUGUGGGACGAUAUGCUACAGUGCACCCGAGAUGCUCAAGGGGGAGAAAUACGCGGGCGAGAAGGUGGAUGUGUGGAGCUUGGGGAUCAUUCUCUACGCCCUUUUGGCAGGCGAACUGCCGUAUGACGAUGACGAUGACCAAGUCACCAAGAAACGAAUCUUGUCGGAGGAGCCGAUUUACAACGAGAAGUUCACAGAUGAUGCCAAGGCUCUGAUCAACCUACUGUUGUCCAAACGGCCAUUGAUUCGGCCCAGUCUGGACGAGAUCCUGGCUCACCCUUUCCUUGCGGAGCAUGCUCCAGAACAGCUUGCAAUCUUGAAAAUCCCCAGACCGUCGCCAUUCACGACCCCAUUGGAGAAGACUACCCUGCAGCGGAUGAAAAGUGCUGGUGUCAAUAUCGACGAGGUGAUUGAAAAUGUUUUGGCUCAGCGAUGCGAUCCACUAGCUGGCUGGUGGGCUCUGUUGAUUGAAAAGGAGCAACGGAAGGAAGCAAAGAGAGAGCGCAAGCGUCGUGAGCGCGACGCCGAGGCAAAGAAUCUUCGUCGUCUGAGCGCUGCAAGCAGUCGUCUAGAGAAGCGAUCGUCCGCGUUAAUGGAGGUUGCAGAAGAAGGACAAUCGAGCCCUGGUCUGCAGGAUCGUGGGAGACGCGACAGACGGAGCUUGCCCUCUCAACUAGCAGUGCCAGAACUUCCUGCGCUCCCGGAACCGCUUCCUGUGUUCCCAGUUGAUCGUACGACACCACCACUGCCGCUGGAUAAGGAUUCUAUUCGGUCUCACAAUUCAACACGACGCCGCCCAAUUCCCCCACCAAAAGACAGGCGUAGAUCACGACCCAGUAUGCUGCAUGUCAGCGCAUCACAACCGGAGCUGACGCAGCAUCAUGGUCUCUUCCGCCGUCGCACUACUCGUCGCCAUCAUUAUCCGAUACUCAGCCAACUAGCAUCUCUCAAACACUGGUUCGUAGAGUCUGCGAAGAGAGCUCGCUCUCCCCACGCCAAAUCAACAAGCUCGCGCAAGUACCUCUCUGAAAAGUUGAGCCCAGCGAAGAGUCAGGAUACUGGGAAGAAACCCGCACCCUUGUCAUCUCCCGUUAGUGAGACUGCCGGUGAAGAUGUCGCGACACCGACUCAGGUCAAACGAAUCUCUAAUGCUAGCAGCCUUGCUCCUAGCAGUGCCUCAUACCCCCAAAAUCGGCACUCCUACCCUCGCCAGCCGCGGGCACUAAACACGAGUCACACUAGUCACCGGAACUCACUUUCGCCAUCACCAAUUACACCGCGCGGAUCCUAUCGACGGUCAUCAGUCGGGCUCCGAGGACGCAAAUCAACAUCCUCCUCGGUGUCCUCAAUCCGUAGCAUUCACCACACUCGCGCUCACUCCAAGGCCUCUUCGGUAUCGUCCAACAGUGUAGAUACUAUCUCGACACCUACUGGCAGGGCCUCCAAGUCGCCCAAUUCAUCUAUCAAAGUCCUGCCUACCACGCCAGGCGCUUCUUCCCGCUUCCCGAGCAAUAUCCGGCUGGUAAGAGGGCCAGGUGGAGCACCUCAAGACACCGGCCACCAAGCUGGUCAGAUGUCCUCGUCUUUCAAUGAAGCGGCGCCUGCACCUUUGCUCUAUUCGCCCUCUUCAAGUCUGGUGUUCGCCAGGCGCAAGAGAUCUCUAUUCAAAGGCCCUAUGAUCCAUACCUCCAACUUGAUGGUUUCCGGCGGGGCCGUCAAUUCCCCUUUGCCCAAUCAGCCAAAUGCCGGCGUUUCGGAUAUCGGGACGGGACGACCUGCUGCACGGAAGAGCCAAAUCAUCGAAGAAGAGGAAGAUGAUGCGGGCAUCGAAGAAGAAAUCGAAGAAGUCGACGAGUUCGACGACCUUGUCACUCCAGGUGAAGUCAUUCCUGACGACCAGCCUAAAGGCGAGACUCCCAGAGCUUCAGUCGAGUCAGAGACAGGUCGUCCCUCGGACAAGACACCCUUUUCUCCUACUCCAAACAUUGAAAGCAGUCCUCUUCGUCCUCCGCGCUCAUCUUCUUUGCGCUCACCGACUGAUACCACCCACAACAUCGGCAUGGCUGAAUGA
This is a messenger RNA of Penicillium bovifimosum, 2646 nucleotides long. RefSeq names its product non-specific serine/threonine protein kinase. The transcript has 5 exons. The coding region runs from base 1 to 2646 and encodes 881 amino acids. The record is from RefSeq and is a predicted model, not a curated record. Lineage: Eukaryota; Fungi; Ascomycota; Eurotiomycetes; Eurotiales; Aspergillaceae. Gene Ontology annotation, biological process: protein phosphorylation. Gene Ontology annotation, molecular function: protein kinase activity; ATP binding.